Impatiens glandulifera is the source of this 2338-nucleotide messenger RNA. Its product is annotated as phosphatidylinositol/phosphatidylcholine transfer protein SFH12-like. The transcript has 15 exons. The record is from RefSeq and is a predicted model, not a curated record. The coding region runs from base 217 to 2004 and encodes 595 amino acids. Lineage: Eukaryota; Viridiplantae; Streptophyta; Magnoliopsida; Ericales; Balsaminaceae.
AGCUGAAGCUUCAGCUUAUCUCAGACAAACAAACAAUGGACGGGAGACUCUGUCAAUACAACACUCAAACAAACCCAUUUUCUCUUUCUCUCUCCUUCCGCUAUCUAUUCGGGCUUAUUGUAUGUUUCUCCUUCCUCUCACAUCUCCACCGUUCGUCCAAAGGGUUUUGUUGGCAUCUGGAUAGAAGGAUUGAUCCAUUGACUUGGUGGAUACACCAUGUCUGGAAUUCAUCCAGCUGUGGACAAUGAAACAAAAAUGGGAUCUUUCAAGAAGGCAGCAUUAAGUGCAUCAGCUAAAUUCAGACGUUCUUUUUCAAGAAAGGGUAGAAGAAGCAGUAAAGUUAUGUCUGUGGAAAUUGAGGAUGUUCAUGAAGAAGAGGAGAUAAAAUCUGUUGAGACGCUCCGUCAAGCCCUUAUAGCAGAGGAGUUACUUCCUGCAAAGCACGAUGAUUAUCAUAUGCUUCUCAGAUUUUUGAAGGCGAGGAAAUUUGAUAUUGAGAAAUCAAAGCAAAUGUGGUCGGAUAUGCUUAAUUGGAGGAAGGAUUUCGAUGCUGACAGAGUCAUGGAGGAUUUUGAAUUCAAUGAAGUGAGUGAAGUUUUGGAAAACUAUCCACAAGGACAUCACGGAGUUGAUAAAGAGGGCCGUCCCAUUUACAUGGAAAGACUAGGGUUAGUAGACGCUGGAAAGCUUUUGCAAGUAACAACUAUGGACCGUUAUGUGAGGUACCAUGUACGCGAAUUCGAGAGGACUUUCAAUGUAAAAUUUCCAGCUUGCACAAUUGCAGCAAAAAGACAUAUUGAUCAAAGCACAACCAUUCUUGAUGUGCAGGGAGUGGGACUUAAAAGUCUUACGAAAGCUGCAAGAGAUCUUAUCCAGGUUCUUCAGAAAAUUGAUGGUGAUAACUAUCCAGAGACCUUGAACCGCAUGUUCAUCAUCAAUGCUGGUUCUGGAUUUAGAUUGCUGUGGAACACUAUCAAAACUUUCCUUGAUCCAAAGACAACAGCUAAGAUCCAUGUUCUAGGUAACAAGUAUCAGAGCAAAUUGCUUGAAAUAAUUGAUGCCAGUGAGUUGCCAGAAUUUCUAGGAGGUAAAUGCACUUGUGCUGAUCAAGGAGGCUGUAUGCGUUCUGAUAAAGGACCAUGGAAGGACCCUGAAAUCCUUAAGUUGGUUCAAAAUGGGGGUGCUCGUUGUAAAAAGCAAACCGGCAACCAAGAAGAGGAGGAGAAGACUGUACCCGAGACUGAGGAUGAAACACCAGUUCAAAAGGAAGUCAGCUCACCUAGUGGCAAGGAGGUAGCCCUAGUGAUGGAAAAAGUGCCUUCAAUCUCAACGAAACCGGCAAAGGAUCAAGAGCCACAAAAUCUUUCUCUCGCAGUUGCUACAAAAAAUCCUCAGCAACAGUCGUUCAAGUAUGAUCCUUUGAUGCAAAGGACAGAAAAAAAAGUUGAUAAUCCUUGGAUGCAGAUGGUUGAACACGAGAAAUUCAACACUCUUUCACAAGGAGGAGCGGAUGUUUUCGCAAUGCAUUCUGGUUAUAAGGCGCCUGAUGAAGGUUUCAGCACUCAGAUCUUCACAGGCGUUAUGACUGUGGUGACGGGAAUCGCCACCAUGGUCAGACUGACGCGUAAUAUGCCGAAAAAGCUAACUGAUUCAACCCUCUAUUCCAAUUCCCUCCGUUGUACAGACGAGGUUCCCAUCGAAACUACAUUUACACAGCAGCAGUCUCAGAAGAUUCAGGAACCUGCAAUCUCACCCGCGGAGUAUGUGGCUGCCAUCAGACGAAUGACUGAACUGGAAGAGAAAGUUUCGGUUUUGACUGCCAAACCAACGGUCAUGCCACCCGAGAAGGAAGAGAUUCUCAAUGCUGCUCUGGACCGCGUUGAUGUGUUGGAGCACGAACUUGUAGCCACCAAGAAGGCAUUGGAGGAUGCACUUGUACAUCAACAGGAGCUAGUAGCCUAUCUUGAUAAAAAGAAAAAGAAGAAGAAGCUGUUCAACUGGUGAAGAAGACGAAGACGAUGAACAAGUUUGAUUUGGGUUUCUUAGGUGACCGAUUGAUGCUUAUUUUGUCGACAAACAAUUUUCAAGCAAGUUUUCGGUGGGAGGUAGCAUAGCAUAUCAUCUAUAAUAAUAAUUUAUUGUUCUAGAUCUCGACGCCAAUCCAUCUUUGUAACUCAUUGGUUUGGUGUAUGGUCUUGUUAAAGUGGUAUUUCUGAAAAGUCUUGCGCUAUUGAUAACAAUUAUCAAUCGCAUUGGCUCGUCCUAUUAUUAUUGUAUAUAUACAUUUCUCUUGGUAACCAAUUCAUCCUCUCUAUGAAUAGUGCACAAAUUUUGUUCA